AUGAACUUCCUCCGACGCCGUCUCUCCGACAGCAGCUUCAUGUCCAACCUGCCCAAUGGCUACAUGACAGAUCUCCAGAGGACGGACCCACCUGCUCCUCCUCCCCCCACCGCCACCUCCCCUUCCCAACUAGGUGCGCCCCUAGCCGCGGCGCCCGCCCCUGCCCUGUCCCCGACCAAGGCUCCACCACCGUCCCAAGCGCCAGCCAGCUCCCCCGCAGCUCAGGAGCGCCGCGCAAGCCAGCCGGUUCAGCAGCUUCAACAGGCCCAGUCCUCCUCCUCAGGUGGUUCUUCUGGCUUCUUCAGCUCCUUCAGCUCCAUCACCAACGCGGUCAAACAGACGGCCGCGUCCGCCGCCGGGUUUGUGGAGCAGUCUGCUCCCUCUCCCUCGCUCUCCAAGAAGUUUAAGAUCCUGUUGGUCAUCGAUGAGCCGCAGCAUGAGUGGGCCAAAGUGUUUCGGGGAAAGAAGGUCCUCGGUGACUACGACAUCAAAGUGGAGCAGGCCGAGUUCUCAGAGGUCAACCUCGUCUCGCAUUCAAAUGGAACCUGCAAUGUGGACAUGCAAGCCAUCAGGAGCGGGACCAAAGUGGUCAGGUCUUUCAGGCCCGACUUCGUAUUGGUGCGCCAGCACGCCUUCAGCAUGGCCCAGAACGAGGAUUUUAGGAACUUGAUCAUCGGUCUGCAGUAUGCGGGCGUCCCAUCAGUCAACUCUCUGGACUCCAUCUACAACCUCUGUGACAAACCUUGGGCUUUCUCCCAGCUGAUCAACAAUCAGAAGAGGCUGGGUUCAGAUAAGAUCCCUCUCAUUGAUCAGACUUUCUACCCCAACUACAAAGACAUGAUUACAACACCAAGUUUCCCAGUGGUGGUGAAGAUCGGGCACGCCCACUCUGGAAUGGGAAAGGUCAAAGUGGACAAUAUGAGUGACUUCCAGGACAUUGCGAGUGUGGUGGCCAUCACUCAGACCUACUGCACCACGGAGCCAUUUAUAGACGCCAAAUACGACAUCAGGGUCCAGAAAAUCGGCGCCGACUACAAAGCAUACAUGCGAACAUCCAUCUCUGGUAAUUGGAAGAGCAACACCGGAUCUGCCAUGUUGGAACAAGUAGCCAUGACUGACAAGUAUAAACUGUGGGUUGAUACCUGCUCAGAGAUCUUCGGAGGGCUGGAUAUCUGCGCCGUCAAAGCCAUCUGUGGCAAGGAUGGUAAUGACUACAUUACUGAGGUUGUGGGUUCAUCUAUGCAGCUGAUUGGUGAUCACCAGGUAGAGGACCGCCAGCUCAUGUCAGAGGUGGUGAUGGCUAAGAUGAGCAAAGCUCUGGCUACCAGGUCUUCCAGCGCUUCCCGCUCACCUGCUCGCUCCCCUCAAGGCCAGAAGCCAACUACUGUGCAGCCCCAACAGAGUGCAGCCCUUAAGGAAGGACUGGCAGAACCAAGCAGGACCUCGGCCCAGCGCCCUCAACCUCAAGGUGCACCAGUGAAAGCACAAAGUGUGGAGAUAUCAUCAGAGUCAGCUAAGAGAGCAUCUGAACCGGUACCAAGGCCCAUCCAGGUCCAGAAACCUGGUCCAGCUCAGAGACCAGCUCAGGCUCAGAAGGGCCCAGUCCAGAGAGCCGCCUCGGUCGCAAAGCCUCCAGUGCAGAGGCCUCCCCCAAUGACGAGAGCCCCAUCCCUCGCAAAGCCGGCCCUAGAUUCUGCUUCCGCCCCUGCCCCAGCCAGAGCUUCACCAUCAUCCCCAGCUAAAGCAGCAGCAGCAGCCGCAGCAGCUCCAGGUUCUCCCCCAACCAAAGUAGCAGCAGCAGCAGCAGCUCCAGCCCAAGCCUCUCCCUCAGCCUCAGCUCCUACCACAGAGCAGCCCAAGCCCCAGCCUCAGGGCUCCCCAUCCCCAGCUCCUGGCAAACCAAAAGAGCUACCACCCAAACCCACACCACCUGCAAAGCCCAUCCCUCCUUUACGCAGGAAUUCAAAGCCGCAGAUCCAGCCAAAGCCACAAACCCCGCCUCCUGUCAAAGCUUUACCUAAACCCCAGCCUGCUGCCCCGGCACCCACUCAGGCAUCAGAUACUGCCACAGCCCCCGCCCCAGCACAGGUUCAGUCCCCGCCUAAUGCAGAGUCUCCUUCCCAAAACCCCGAGCCUGUCCCAGCUGAAGAUGCCGAGGCCUCCGCUGAGGCUGAGGCCGAGGCCGAGGCCCCCGUGGAUGAACAGCCAGGAUCCCAGCAAAAGGCCCAUCCUCUGCUGAAUAAGUCCCAGUCCCUGACCAAUGCCUUCAACGCCUUCAGCGACUCCUCUUUCUUCCGUGGGGCCCCGACCACCGGAGGUGACGGUCAAGACGAGGCCAAGGCCGAGACCAUUCGCAACCUUCGAAAGUCCUUCGCCAGCCUUUUCUCUGACUAGACACAGCCCAAACCGUAGUCAGCCCCCUUAUUGAUCGUGGCUCCCCCCACCCCACCCCCUUUUACUGUUGGCCAGUGAUGACUUGAUUGACAUUAAAUGUGAACCAGUCUGAGAUGAAACUUUGUGUGUUAACUGUACUGUGUUCCCUCCGUCCCGGUACCCUCCUCUCCUCCACGCUCAGCUUCUCUGUGUCAGUUGCAGUGAGGCCUGCUGGGAUGUUCAAAGAAAGAUGCUGUGCCAGAACAAUUGGACUGAAGGAGUUACGUCAUUGAUAUAAACUAGAAUAGGAUGGAAAAGAAUAGAAUAACAAAAUAUUUAUUUUUCCCAGAGCUCACUUCUGAAGUAUAUAAAAAGAAGAAUAUUACAGACUACAGAUGGAAUGUACAUACAGUAUAUAUAUUUAUAUAUACGACUAUAUAUACAGUAUAUGAAUACAAACAUAUAUAAGCAGAAGGGAGAUAAGCCAAUGAUAGAACAACAAUUACAGUUUCCAAAUGAGCUUCUGUCAGUGACAUAACUCUUUCAUUCAGUGGCUGGAUUCAUACACUGAUUCUUUACAUUCUAUGCUGGAAAAAGUGAAUCAAUGUUGGUCAGUAAGUGAAAGUACGUGAGUAAAAAAAGAAAAUACUACUUUAAGAGUUUGUUCUUGUGUAAAUCCAGCCGUUGUGUCUCUGGUUCUUGGCUACUGACUACUGUGCUCGUCAUUACUGCCCUUUUUUUUGUCUACAUGCAAGUUCAUUGUCAUGUGAGGGAGUCGGAAAUAUGUGUACAUGUGUUCAUCCGUGUCCAAUUGUUAUGCAUGGCUCCUCCAAGUGGCUCGGUGUGACUUUUGGAGCAGAAGGUGUGCUCUCUCUGUGUUGAGCCCUCCGUUGCCUCUCUCUCACACACUGUCUCUCUCUCUCUCUCUCUCUCUCUAGAUGUUGUAGCCUUAUUGUGAACAUGUUUUCAAUUCAGCUACGUGUGUUAGCUGUGCAGACGUGGGUCGAUUACAACUGGAGAUUCAUUCAUUUACCUCAAGUGUUUGAUUAACUUGAGGGGAAAGAUUAAUUGCAACUGUUUUGGGAGCAUUGGUGCAGCAGACUGAAUAAAUCAAUCCUGAAUGGUAACUGAAUGCAUUUCAUAGAGUAAAAAGACUCUGACUGCUGUGACUGGUGAUUUCUUGUUUCACCUCUGUGUAGAUCGAUCAACAGUAUUGUAAUUUGUUGAUUAUUCUCAUGAAAAAGACAUUGAGACAGUAGUGCAAUAACACCUCGACGUGACUGUUGAGUGCUGUCACCCUAUUAUAAAUAUAAAUAUGAUCAUACAUACAGGACCUGUGUAUCUGUUGAAUACCUUACUCUUACAUUCCCUUUAAGAUUCCUUUCAAUCUCGACUUCCCAGGUUGCUUUUUACCGCAGUCAGACGCUGGGUUUCAGUUCAAUAUGCCAUGUUAAACGGUUGGUUUCUGUGAUUAAUCCUGUUUGUGUUGUGAGACUGAAUUUAAGGCAACCAGGAAUGAACCCAGUACCUUGACUGGUCAUUUUCAACUGAGUUGCUUCAUUGCAAGUUCAUAUGUGUAAAGAAAAAAAGAAAAUCAAGAAUUAAGAAUCUCAUAUCAACCCGUCUGCUUAUCCAUUUCCAGUACUAUGUUGCAAGUAAAUUAUAACAUAUUGUAUUUGUAUGUAAGUGUCAUCUCAGGAGUUUAUUUUUUGUAAUAUAUUGAUUGAUUGAUUGAUUUAUAUUUUUGAGGCUCCAUAUUUAUGGUACAGUAUGUAUUGUUUGUUUUGUAUUGUGUUUUUAUUUGUGACGCAAUACUGCUUUGCAUGAUCUAGUGACUGAUGUUUCUUUUCUGUACAGUUAAUAAAGAUGUGGUUCCAUCAUUCCACUGAUUCAUUAAGUAAAAUCCA
Molecule: messenger RNA, 4280 nt
Organism: Cottoperca gobio
Lineage: Eukaryota; Metazoa; Chordata; Actinopteri; Perciformes; Bovichtidae
Gene: syn2b
Product: synapsin IIb
Exons: 13
Coding region: 1-2394 (797 amino acids)
Biological process (GO): neurotransmitter secretion
Cellular component (GO): synaptic vesicle membrane; synaptic vesicle
Molecular function (GO): ATP binding
Source: RefSeq, a predicted model, not a curated record